AUGAAGAAACCCGAAUUCAAGAUGCCCUCAAUCAAACUCCCCUCCGUCAAAGUCUCCGAACUCAAGCAUCAUCUCCCGUCCUUCAAACGCCAACCCGUCUUCAAUCGCCCCGUACAAACCUCCGGCCACCGUACCAUAUCCCGAGCGCUCUACCUCACCCUUCUCUGCCUGCUGGUCGCCUUCUCCACCGCCGUCAUCGCGCUCAAAGCAAUGACUUUGGAAUUCAUCGAGGACAACAGCGACACCGGAUUCGUCUUCGAAACCGGCGACCCUGAUCCUACGAUUCUAGCUGCACUGCCCAGAAUGUUGUUCGAAGCACCUGCGAAACUAGCAAUCGUAGCAGCUGUAGUGUCCAUUUUUAUAGGGUUUGGGCAUGGCGCUUUUAUUGUGAAGGAUUGGAAGGUUGGGGCGAAGACGCAAACCUACUCCUUCCGCCGCAACACCAUGUUCCUACACCUCACCAACUCCAUCCUCAUCCUCCUCUCCAUGGUCGCCAUCUACGUAACUCACAAAUCCACCUCCCAUUUCUCCGAACGCUACAUCAACCGCAAAGCUGACCGGCCCGGCGACGGCGUUCGCUACAACAUUGGUACCUUCGAUCUCGAAACCUGGUCAUGUGAACUCCAGUCUGUCAAAGGUGCUGAAAUGGUCUGGGAGGAUUACGGACGACAGUGCAAGGUUGAGAUGGCGGGUAGGGCCGUCAUGAUUCCGUUUUUGGUAGUGGGGUUCGUAUUAGCAGCAGUUGGGGUGGCAGGGAUGGUGGGGGGACGCGGCGAGGAGGCGGAAUUAACAUGGAAUAAACAGGGUGAUAGGCGGUUGGAUGGCGGGGAAGACGGGACAGGAAUAGGAAGUGUAGAGAUGGGUAAGCUUAAUGAUAUAUGA
Molecule: messenger RNA, 882 nt
Organism: Lindgomyces ingoldianus
Lineage: Eukaryota; Fungi; Ascomycota; Dothideomycetes; Pleosporales; Lindgomycetaceae
Exons: 2
Coding region: 1-882 (293 amino acids)
Source: RefSeq, a predicted model, not a curated record